AUGCGACCUUCACUCUUCCUGUCUCUGACCGUUGCUGCUGUCGCGCAGGCGGCCGUUGUGUCUCGGGCAGCGGCUGCAUCUGGGCUGAAGUGGCUGGGUGUCAGCGAGUCCGUUGCAGAAUUCGGGACUGCCCUGCCGGGAACAUGGGGCGUGGAUUUCUAUUUCCCCUCGACCACGACGAUUGACACCUUGAUUAGCGAAGGGUAUAACACCUUCCGAAUUCCAUUUCUACUCGAACGUAUGGCUCGUGGGAGUAUGACUGCUCAGCUGGACAGCGGGUACCUCAAGAACCUCACAGAUGUUGUCACACACAUCACUGGAAAGGGAAAGUUUGCUGUAGUAGACGUCCACAACUAUGGCAGAUACAACGGUGCAGUCAUCACGGAUACAGCUGGAUUUGGUACCUUUUGGAAGAACCUUGCCACACAAUUCAAGAGCAACGCCAAUGUCAUCUUCGAUAUCAAUAAUGAGUACCACGACAUGGACCAGACGCUCGUGUUCAACCUCGAUCAAGCCGCCAUCACCGCCAUACGUGCGUCCGGUGCGACCUCACAGUACAUCUUCGCGCAAGGGAAUUCGUGGUCGGGAGCUUGGACGUGGAACACAACCAACGACAACCUCAAGGGCCUGAAAGAUCCCAAUAAUAAGCUCAUCUACGAAAUGCACCAGUACCUAGACUCGGAUGGCUCUGGCACGAGCGGCAAUUGCGUCUCAGCCACGGUCGGCGUUGACCGCAUCAUUGGUGCCACGAGCUGGCUCAGGGCUAACGGCAAGCUCGGCGUCCUGGGAGAAUUCGCAGGGGGCCCUAACACCCAAUGUCUCUCCGCUGUGACGGGACUUCUUGAUCAUCUCAAGGCCAACUCUGACGUUUGGCAAGGUGCAAUUUGGUGGGCUGCAGGACCGUGGUGGCCUGCUUCCACAUUCUCGAGCUUUGAGCCGCCCAGUGGUACCGCGUAUCAGUACUACGACAGCCUGCUGAAGAAGUAUGCCCCUGCUUAG
Messenger RNA from Diaporthe batatas, 999 nucleotides. RefSeq lists its product as uncharacterized. Gene Ontology annotation, biological process: glucan catabolic process. The coding region runs from base 1 to 999 and encodes 332 amino acids. The record is from RefSeq and is a predicted model, not a curated record. NCBI's taxonomy places the organism in Eukaryota, Fungi, Ascomycota, Sordariomycetes, Diaporthales, Diaporthaceae. The transcript is spliced from 3 exons. Gene Ontology annotation, molecular function: hydrolase activity, hydrolyzing O-glycosyl compounds.